UGUAAAAAGUGUAUACGAGUGUUUAACUUAUUCCAAAGUAAUGGAUAGUAUACAAUUACGUAUUUACGUAUCCAAAGUAAUGGAUAGUAUAUAAAUACGUAUUCUAAUGUGCAAAUAUUGUAUACUAGUAUUUAACUUAUUUCAAAGUAAUGGAUAGUAUAAAAAUACGUAUACUAAUGUGCAAAUAGUGUAUACUAGUAUUUAACUUAUUCCAAAAUAAUGGAUAGUAUAUAAUUAUGUAUUUUAAAUUGACUUAUUCACACGAUUUUGUUUUACUUUAUCAGUUCAGUUUAAGUUACGUAUAUGGUGAAUGUAUUUUACUGAAAUGCGUUAAUGUGCAAACAGUGUAUACGAGUGUUUAACUUAUUCCAAAGGAGACGUAAUAAAUUCAAUAAUAAACAAUUAAUCAAUUUGCUGUGUGUCAAUACAGUAGUGGCUGGAUAUAAAAUGGGCUGUACACAAUCAACGCCUAGCAGAACCCGUCAACGUCGCCGAGGGCGUGCAAAACACAAAUUACCGCUUCCGCUGGAAUCCAAGGAAAUAGCGUACCAGAAGUCGGCUGCCCCACCACUUGAGGCAGCGACAUUCUUUGCGCGGCGAGACCAGUUUCAGGCACCGGAAAGUAACUACAAAUCGGAGCAUAUUGACCAAGUGACAGAAAUUCCCAUCACGGUAGUCAGCCAUAUUGCCAGCAAGCAGGCGACGUACACAGGUAUCUACAACGUGCGCGUCCACCAUGCUGACGCCAAGGAAUGCCGAAUACGAGGGGCCGAAUUCCUGCCAACCGGAAAUCUUCUGCUAGUGGACUCAGUUAAUCACAAACUCAAACUCUUAAGUUCAACUUUCCAGUACCUUGCACAUUUUGUUUUCAAUGGUUGUCCUCAUGACUUGUGUCUACAUUCCUCUAACCGUGACGGAAGUGAUGUGUACGUCACAGUUCCGAGUGAUCGAUGCGUGCACGAGUUUUACGUGGAAGACAGGUUCAUUAUGCCCGGACGGAAGUUUUUCACGGAUGGUUGGUGCUACGGUAUCGCGGCAUACAAACAGGGCUUAGUUGUAAGUGUUGGUACCAAGGUUGAGUUCAUCGAUACAGACGGCACAGUGCUCAAGGUCCUCCAAUACUCUACAUCCGGGAUGUCGCUGUUCGGGUCCCCUUUCAAUAUCGCAGUUACAGGGGCGCAAAACAUCAUUAUAGCCGACUCCAUUAAAAACUUCGUCACAUGCAUCACGCCGGACGGGAAUGAAAUAUUUAGAUACAAGGCAAUUGGGAUACCACAUUAUGUAAUGGUAGACGGGGACGACAAUUUAUAUAUAUGUGGGAAUGAGAAAGGUGCUAUUGAUGUUCUCCACCAGGUGACGGUUAGAGGAGAAAAAGUAAAGAGUUUGUUGUCAUGGAGACAUGUAGGUUUUACGCCUCACUCCAUCGCGUACCGGGAGAAAGAUCAACUAUUGGUUGUUUGCGGGGAGAAUGAUCGCAUCAAGACUUUCAGACUGGAGACCCGGCGAUCGGGAAAGAGUUACAUGAACGACGCUAUUAUGGACUCCGAGCGGAUCCAAACAGAACGUAGCACGCGAGAAGUUCAGGAAAUGAUGCGCAGGAUACUUGAUAGAUAGCUUUUCCCUUUAAAACAGAACAUUGUACCAACUAACUUAUCCAUAAUACCAAAUGUACGGCAUAUGUGUUUAAUUUGGAUUCAUUAUCUGAAUAUGGCGAUUAUAUUUGAUAUUCUAACGAACUUUUGUGAAUUUCAACUCUGAAUGGUUGACAAAAUUCAUUUUCGGAUUGUAUAAAAAGGUUUUUAAUACCGACAUAGAA
Molecule: messenger RNA, 1816 nt
Organism: Mya arenaria
Lineage: Eukaryota; Metazoa; Mollusca; Bivalvia; Myida; Myidae
Exons: 7
Coding region: 334-1614 (426 amino acids)
Source: RefSeq, a predicted model, not a curated record